CUGAGAUCUUUUGUUUUUUUUCUUUAUAAUUAUUUUUCUAAAGAAUUCGCCCAAAGGUUUUUUGUUUAUUCUCCCUGUCAUUCAUCGAUUGCAUUAUCCAUCACUUCCAUUUUGUUCGCAUCCUCGGAGGAUCCCAGAAUCAUUCGCUUUUUUUUUUCUUUCAAAAGCUAAUUUGUGGAUCCUUCUGCACCAUCAAUUUCGGUUUGGACCCUAAAUUUGCAUGGGAAAUUUUCUGGGAAUUUCGCAUUCCUCUCUCUGUGAAUUGCGCGAGUCGUACACGGCUUGAGUGGAAAUCCAAGCAAGUUUCUUGAACAAUGGAGGAACCUUACAAUGGCGGAACCGCUGAUUCCAGGCUUCAGAUUGUUAAGUACGCGCCAUAUAAUAAGCCCUGUGAGAAGUUUUCAUUGCCAUGGCUCGAUUUAAGAGUGUUCUAUGUGAGGAUAAGCAAUUUCUUGAUUGAUGAAUCCACGCCAUCGGUUCUCACUCUCAACCAUGUUCCUCUAAGUCCAGACACCGUUUUGGAAGUUAAUGGUGUUAGGUGUAACAUGAGCUCCGAAGGAAUCUCUUCGGUCCUGAGGAGAGAUCGGGCCGAUAAGAAAUCCGAGGAAGCCACAUUCGUGACCACGGAUUGUAUAAGAUUGACGGGUAAUGUGAGGUUUGAGGUUUACGAUAAGGGGGAUUUGAUUCUGUCCGGGGUUUUGGAGAUUUGUAGUGGUAAUGGAUAUGCUGGAGAAUCCGAGAGUAAUGCUAAGAAUUGGAGUAUGAACUGUGAAAUGGAGAUUACUGCCGGGAGUGGUUUCUUGAAGGGGAAACACAUUGUAGGUCCCGAGUCACCAUUACCGACUAUCGAGGUUUAUGUCGCUGGAUGUUUCUCAGGAAAGCCGAUUAUCUUAACUAAGACUAUGCAGCUUGGUUUCAAAAGGAAGCAGACUAAGAAGGGUACUCUUGAUUCGAUCCCGGAGAAUGACAUCGGCGAGACAGAGAAAAAUCCAUCAGCCGGAGUUGAUCAUCAGAUGAAAGAGUAUGAUCAUCACAAACUCGAAUACGAGGAAGAAGAGUACCAGAACAUGUACUGGAGGAGGAAUGGGGAAUACAUGGAGGGAGAGGACGGUGAAAUGUCGUGGUUCAACGCGGGAGUGAGAGUUGGGGUGGGGAUAGGGCUCGGGAUUUGCGUCGGCGUCGGCAUAGGAGUCGGUCUUUUGGUUCGUACUUACCAAUCAACCACUCGAAGUUUCAGAAGGCGGCUUCCAUGACUGGUGACUGUGAGGUGCUUUCUUCUUUUUUCACGUAGCAGCUAAAAACAAACACUACAAGUUCCUCCUUGUCAUUUCCAGCCUGUGAUACUAUAUAGAUGUGUGUGUGUGUAUAUAUAUAUGAUAUAUGGUUUUGUAUAUGUAUGUGAGUAUAUGUAUAGGUGAGGAAAGGUCUAUGGUUUUCAAAUUUGUUUGUUUUAAUGUGGAACACCAAGUUUAUGCCCCGGAGAGAGAGAUAGCAAAGUUCGAUUCCAACAACAAUGGAGAAUUCGAACAAACUAGAUCAAAUUUCAAAUUCGAAUAACCAAAAUAUUCAUAUUUGUAUUUA
This is a messenger RNA of Tarenaya hassleriana, 1581 nucleotides long. RefSeq lists its product as uncharacterized. Lineage: Eukaryota; Viridiplantae; Streptophyta; Magnoliopsida; Brassicales; Cleomaceae. Gene Ontology annotation, molecular function: phosphoglycerate dehydrogenase activity. The transcript has 3 exons. The record is from RefSeq and is a predicted model, not a curated record. Bases 315 to 1253 code for a protein of 312 amino acids.